AUGGCUGAGUUGAUGUCCGCUUUCGACCAGAAUCCAAAGAAAAGACAACACCUGCGCCUCUCCCAGGUAACCUUCAUACUGAGCAGCCUGGAGCUGAGCACCCAGAUCUCCCUUCAAACAGCCAGUCUUCUGUGCAACCAGUCCUCAGUGACCCGUUCUGUGCCUCGGUCAAUCGUGCAGGGGCCGGUGAGGAGGGCCGCGUCCCCCACGCCCCUCCCUCGUGGGGUCCACAGCUCUCCUGCCAUGAUCCCGGGGCGUCCAAGGGUGGUGAGCAGGGUGGUGACCAGUCGGGGCGGCCCCCGGGAAGAGGCCCCAUCGCGGUCGCCUUCCCUUGGCUCCACCCCCAGCACGCCGCUGCCCCGGCCCAGCCCUCCGGCUCAGCAGCCGCUCCCUGAAGAACAGGUGGAGGGCGGAGGGGUCUUCGCCACGCUGGCUGUUUGGGGCUUCUAUGCGUACACCUUCCAUGUUUGUCCGACAGGAGGACCAAUGGCGCCCGCUUCUGACACUGCUGUGAGGAUCAUGACUGGCGGUGUGCCGCGCACCCUCAGGCAACUGCAGGUCGUCAAGGGCGCCCGCACCCCUCGAGGGUGUUGCACAGUGCUUGCUGAUACCACCUCCACUGACCCGUCAGUGUUAGCAGACGGCCCCACCACCAACCUGCUCUACAGGGAAGGGCUGCUGUCUCGAGAGCACGUGGGCCAGCAUGUGGAUCGGACCGCGUUGCCCUCUGACCGAGCCCACCGCAUUCCACCUUCUCACCAGCUGCGGCCCCUCCCCGCCCCUGGACCCGCAGGCCGCAGUCUCCACUGCCGGAUAACAGGAAACAGCGCAGGAGACGUGCUCCUCAGCCUGCGGGUCACUGGCUGUGUCAUUGCACGGUCUGGAGGGCAGAUCAAGCAGACCUGCGUCUCUGCCGCGACACAGCAGGGCACAGCCUCCCAGAGGCAGCCGGCCCCUUCCUCGCCUCAGGACACGAACGUCCUUGGAGAGCAAACUGCGCUGGUCUGCCUCAGCAGCAACAGCCGCUGCGAGGAGUCGACGCCAAGGUCAUGCGGUCCCGUCCCGCCUGGCUCCAUCUCCCGAGUCCCCAUCACGGCACACUUUCCGGGAGCGUUCGGGCACUUUCAUGUCCCUCCAGGGCUGCAUGCCGUCUCGCAGAGGCUCUCCGUUUGGCCAAAGCCCUGCAUCUUCGUGCCAAGCUUCUUCCUCCUCAAUCUGUCCACAUUUCAGAGAAAAUCAGAGCCAUCUGUUUCUGCUUCCCUGGCUUCGCUGCUCGAAACUCUGCUGGUGACUAAACGCAGAAGAUUUCACGUCCCUGCCCGGCAUCCACACCCUCCUUCCCGGCAUUUCAGAGCAAAGGGCCGGGGGCAGAACCCGCUCUCUUCUCAUUUUGGCCGAACCUUCCUCGUCUGUUCCCGCCUCACAUGGCUGCUCACACUGAAAUGCUCGGCGGUGAUGAGCUGGGGGGCUGGCCUGACCCCGCCCUGCCCCCCCCCAGGGUCACCCCAGGUCUGUGUCCUGCGCUGCCCGGUCAGCCUCGGGGUCCUCUCCGUGAACGAGGGCUGCAGGCCCAGCAGCCAGAAGGGCGGGAGGAGAAACGGGGGUCGCCUGGCAGAUGAGGGGGCUCCCCAAGCACUCAGCCUGUCAGAAGCUCACACCGUCUCCAAGAGCACCUGCUCUUCUGGGCUACACUGGAAACAGAGAGACAAGGAGGUCUGA
This is a messenger RNA of Rangifer tarandus platyrhynchus (Svalbard reindeer), 1719 nucleotides long. Lineage: Eukaryota; Metazoa; Chordata; Mammalia; Artiodactyla; Cervidae. The record is from the annotation of a GenBank genome assembly.